This is a messenger RNA of Dioscorea cayenensis subsp. rotundata (Guinea yam), 2694 nucleotides long. Its product is annotated as putative respiratory burst oxidase homolog protein H. Lineage: Eukaryota; Viridiplantae; Streptophyta; Magnoliopsida; Dioscoreales; Dioscoreaceae. The transcript is spliced from 14 exons. The record is from RefSeq and is a predicted model, not a curated record. The coding region runs from base 29 to 2665 and encodes 878 amino acids. Gene Ontology annotation, cellular component: plasma membrane. Gene Ontology annotation, molecular function: calcium ion binding; peroxidase activity; NAD(P)H oxidase H2O2-forming activity.
AGAAGAAGAAGCAAAACAAGCAAUAUCAAUGGCAACAAGCAAUGACUACAUUAAUAGUGCACAAAUGGACAACAGAGAGCAAUGUUUCUCAAGAGAGUUGAAGAGUUCGCCGCCGGAGACGUCAAUGGCCGGGCAGCAGCGGGCAAGUGUUCAGGCGUCUCCGAGCUUUGCAAACAGGAUUUUGAGACAACCUUCGAAGUUGAGAGCUUCAAUGAGAGUUUUGUCAAUGAAUGCCCGGGCGGUGCCGGCGGUGAUCAAGAGAUUGAGAUCAAGUGCUGAGCUUGGAUUGAAAGGGUUGAGGUUCUUGGAUAAGAAUAGUGGGAAGGAUGGGAGUGGAUGGAAGUCUGUUGAGAGGAGGUUUGAGCAGCUUGCUGUUGAUGGAAGGCUUCCAAGAGAGAAUUUUGGACGUUGCAUUGGCAUGGCUGAUAGUAAGGAGUUCGCCGGUGAACUAUUUGAUGCGUUGGCGAGGCGGAGAAUGCUGGACCCGGACAAUGGAGUGACGAAAGACCAGCUUAAGGGGUUCUGGGAAGAAAUGUCAGACCAAAACUUCGAUUCGAGGCUUCAGAUAUUCUUUGACAUGUGCGACAAGAAUGGCGAUGGAAAGCUCACUGAAGAUGAAGUGAAAGAGGUGAUCAUCUUGAGUGCAUCAGCUAACAAACUGGCAAAGUUAAAGGCGAAUGCCGCAACCUAUGCUGCGCUUAUCAUGGAAGAACUUGAUCCUGACCAUCAUGGCUACAUUGAGAUUUGGCAACUUGAAACCUUACUCCGAGGGAUGGUCAGCAGCAGCACACAAGGACAUGAGAGUAACUUGAAAAAUACACAAACCCUUGCAAAGACAAUGAUCCCUAAACGAUACAGAAGCCCGAUCAAUAAGUUUGUAACCAUGGCUGCAGAUUUCACUCUCGAGCACUGGAAAAGAAUAUGGAUUCUUUCAUUUUGGUUAAUGCUGAAUAUAGGCUUGUUUACAUGGAAGUUUAUUGAGUUCAGGAGAAAAACAGCAUAUGAAGUGAUGGGUUAUUGUGUCUCUGUAGCCAAGGGCAGUGCCGAGACCUUGAAAUUGAACAUGGCACUGAUACUAUUCCCAGUUUGCAGGAACACCAUUACAAGGCUUAGAUCAACAGCUUUGAGUAGAAUCAUUCCGUUUGAUGACAAUAUCAACUUCCACAAGCUCAUGGCAAUAGCAAUUGCAAUAGGGACUUUCUCACACACCGUUGCCCAUCUGGCCUGUGAUUUUCCAAGACUGAUUGCAUGCCCAUAUCCAAAAUUUAUGAGAACACUUGGCCCCAAUUUCAAUUACAAGCAACCGACUUACCCAAGCCUGAUAUCCAGUAUAGCUGGGGUUACUGGCAUUAUCAUGAUCAUUGUAAUGGUAUUCUCUUAUACAUUAGCUACCCAUUCUUUUAGGAGGAGUGUUGUAAAGUUGCCAUCCCCCCUUCACCACUUGGCUGGUUUCAACGCAUUCUGGUAUGCACACCACCUGCUGGUGCUAAUUUAUGCCCUCCUUGUUUUGCACUCCUGUUUUAUUUAUCUCACCACGACAUGGUACAAGAAGACGGCAUGGAUGUACAUAUCAAUCCCACUAACAAUAUACAUUAGUGAGAGAUUAACCCGAGUACUUCGUGAGAAAAACUAUCAUGUGAAUAUUAUCAAGGCAGCAAUAUAUCCAGGAAAUGUUCUUUCAAUACAGAUGAGAAAGCCGCCGGGAUUCAGAUACAAGAGUGGAAUGUACUUGUUUCUCAAGUGUCCAGAUGUCUCACCUUUUGAAUGGCAUCCCUUCUCCAUCACUUCUGCCCCAGGAGAUCCCUUCUUGAGUGUCCACAUUCGAACCUUGGGAGAUUGGACAACAGAGCUCAGAAAUUUAUUUGCAAAGGCUUGUGAGGUUGAAGUUGUUGCGAAAAAGGUUAACCUAGUUAGGCAAGAAACAACAGUAAUAGCGGAUGCACAAGUUCAACCAACUAGCUUCCCAAAACUCCUGAUUGAUGGGCCUUAUGGUGCACCAGCUCAAAAUUACAAGAAAUAUGACAUUCUCUUGCUUAUCGGACUUGGCAUUGGUGCAACUCCAUUUAUCAGUAUACUGCGAGAUCUCCUGAAUGACAUAAAAGCAAAUGAAGAACUGCAAAGAACGCAUGCAACAGAUGCAGACCUCAUCAAAGCCAAAGGUCCAGGAAGGGCUUACUUCUACUGGGUUACUAGAGAACAAGGCUCCUUUGAAUGGUUCAAAGGUGUCAUGAAUGAUGUUGGGGAGAGUGAUCAUAAUGUACUUUGCAUAAACUUGCUACUUUUAGUAGGCUUCAGUUCUUGCACUACAGCACGUAACAGAUCAACUAAAAGUGAAUGUUCAUUGCAGAAUGUCAUAGAGAUGCACAACUACCUGACCAGUGUGUAUGAAGAGGGUGAUGCAAGAUCAGCUCUUAUUGCAAUGGUCCAGUCACUACAGCAUGCCAAAAAUGGACUAGAUAUUGUCUCAGGAAGUCGGAUUCGGACACAUUUCGCUAGGCCAAACUGGAGGAAAGUAUAUACUGACCUGGCAAAUGCUCACAAAUCCGCCCGGAUAGGUGUCUUCUACUGCGGACCUCCAACUCUUACAAAACAAUUAAGAGACCUUUCAGUGGAAUUCAGCCAUGAGACCAGUACUCGGUUCCACUUUCACAAGGAGAACUUCUAACAUCAAGCCCAGGAAAUUGGAUGAUUACU